AUGGCUGCCGAAAACAAGCCGGAAGGACUGAAGAAGAUAAGAAAUCCAGAGCGAAUGGUCCGGAUUGCCGUUGGUUACACAGGACACGCCCCUCCCAAGAGCGACGACACUGACGCCAACAAUGAGCCAGGCCAGUUGAAGAUCUACCUUCCUAAGAAGCUGCUAGAGUGUCUGCCCAAAUGUUCCUCUCUGCCCAAGGAGCGCCAUCGCUGGAACACCAACGAGGAGAUUGCUGCAUAUCUCAUCACUUUUGAGAAACAUGAUGAGUGGCUGACGACAUCGCCAAAAACCAGGCCUCAGAAUGGCUCCAUGAUCCUCUACAACCGGAAGAAGGUGAAGUACAGGAAGGAUGGCUACUGCUGGAAGAAGAGGAAGGACGGGAAGACCACCAGAGAGGACCACAUGAAGCUGAAGGUCCAGGGGGUCGAGUGUCUGUAUGGCUGCUACGUCCACUCCUCCAUCAUCCCCACCUUCCAUCGUAGAUGCUAUUGGCUUCUGCAGAACCCAGACAUUGUGCUGGUGCACUACCUGAACGUACCAGCAGUGGACGACAGUGGGAAGCCAUGCGGUCCGGUCCUCUGCUCCAUCAACACCGACAGGAAGGAGUGGGCCAAGUGGAGCAAGGAGGAGCUCAUCGGACAGCUCAAGCCCAUGUGUGCUGGGAGCAGCCUGCAUCAGAAAUGUUCCAGCGUCAAGCAGCGCAUCAUCUCCUCCAAGCAGGAGUCGGGGGCAGCAGCGGGAGGUGGAGCUGCAGCAGGUACGGGCGUAGCGGCGGGCCAGAGGGCGGAGGAAGCAGACGGCACCGAGGUCCAGAACAGCGAUGUGUCCGAAGGCCAGACGGAGCCCAGUCCUGGAGGGGCCAGGAGCCGAGGAGGAGAGAGGAGGAACGGCAGGAUGAACAGCAAAGCCUCCCUCCUCCCACAGAGCAGCAUGGAGGUGUCCUCGUCUACCUCCACCAACCAGGUGGAGGUCCCCGACACCACCCAGAGCUCCCCGUUGUCCAUCACCAGCGACAUGGCUGACAGUCCUGCUCUCGCCAUCGGGGCCGGCUUGACCCAGAGCACAGCGGUGUUCAUGUCCGAGGUCACCACGCUGACCGGGGAAUCGGUUUACUCGGCAGGCCACACCCACCUGCUGGCCUCCACCCACGAGAGCACCACCCCUGGUAUCCUGUUGGCUGGUGCCCCUGAACACCAGAGGUUUGCCUCGUUUCCUGGCGGUGUGGGCUUAGGGGAGGGAGGAGAGUUGGUUCUGUCCAGCUCUUUGGACUCUGGUGGAGGAGUCAGCCUUGCUGAGACCACCAUGACCUUUGACCCUGAUUGCUUCCUCAACAAUCCCAAGCAGGGCCAGACGUAUGGAGGAGGUGGAGGGAAGGCUGAGGGGUGUAACGGUGAUGAUGCAGGACCCCGCUGCUCCUCCAACAGCUUCCUCUACAACCCGGCCCUGGUCCACAACAUCAAGACGGAACCGGUACCCCUGGAGCCGCCGCUGGCCCCCCAGGGCAGCUAUGUAGGUGAAGGGACCGGCCUCAGUCCCAGCACCACCCUGGAGCAGAUGGACUUCAGCGCCGUGAUGUCAUCAGCCUGUGUCCCGAGUCUGACCCAGCCUGUACACCACCCCUCCCCCAGCCUCUUCCUCCAGACCUCCCCCCAGACCAGCCAGCCCUCCCAGCUGCAGACCAACGGUGCUGAAGCAACGCAGGACUCAGGCGAGGCCCAGGCUUACGGAGGCCCGGCCUCGGUGCCAACAGACACUCCAGUCACCAACGGAGACCCUCAGACACACCUCCACCAAGCCAGCCCCGACCAGCAGGGCCUGUGUGGGAGGAAUGGGCGAGGAGCGGCUCUGGGCUCUUUUCCCCUCACACCACAGGACACGGCCAUCGAACAGUCGGGCAGCAGAGGUCACCGAGAGGUCGCGGGCUCAGAUAAGACCUCUGAGAAUGGAGGGCGGGCGCUUCUCAAGCUGGGGGAUCCUCACGCGGUCUACACAGGUGUUGACACCGCACACUACCUGCAACCCACCGUGGAGGGGUCUGGAGGGGGGGUGGGGGCAGCUGGGGUCCUGAUGCCCCAGGAGGGGGCGGCAGGAGAGGAGCCGGGCACGGGAGCAGGCCACCUGCAGGCCUCGGAGGUGGAGCAGGGGGCUCUGUUGCUCCAGGAGGCUGGGAGGCUGUUUGGGGUGACAGACUACUCCCCAGAGUGGUCGUAUCCAGAGGGUGGAGUAAAGGUGCUCAUCACAGGGCCCUGGCUGGAGACCAGCAGUGACUACAGUUGUCUCUUUGACCUCAUCAGUGUCCCCGCUGCUCUCAUCCAGCCCGGAGUGCUGCGCUGCUACUGCCCAGCCCAUGACACAGGGCUGGUGAUGCUGCAGGUAGCUAUGGGGGGCGAGGUCAUCUCUUCUUCUGUGGUGUUUGAAUACAAGGCGCGUGACCUUCCUGCCCUGCCGUCUUCUCAGCACGACUGGCUGUCCCUCGAUGAUACCCAGUUCAGGAUGUCCAUUCUGGAGCGGCUGGAGCAGAUGGAACAGAGGAUGGCCGAGAUAACCAAUCAGAACCUCAGCUCGGAAACCAUGGCAACCAAGGGUGGAGGACCGGAGGGAGGCGCAGCUACUGACCAGCAGUCUCAAAUCUCUACCGAUCAAGGCUCGUUCGAGGGUCGCGUGGUGGUGGUUUGUGAGAAGAUGAUGUCUCAGCCCUGCUGGGCUUCCUCUAACCAGCUGGUUCACAGCAAGAACUCCAGAGGGAUGACCUUACUGCACCUGGCUGCAGCUCAGGGCUACGCGGGCCUCAUUCAGACCCUCAUUCGCUGGCGCACAAAGCAUGCCGACAGUAUUGACCUGGAGCUAGAGGUGGAUCCCCUCAACGUAGACCACUUCUCCUGUACUCCUUUGAUGUGGGCCUGUGCUCUGGGCCACACCGAGGCAGCGUUGGUGCUUUAUCAGUGGGACCCCAGAGCUCUGAAUAUUCCGGAUUCGUUGGGCCGCCUGCCGCUCAACAUCGCCCGAUCCCGGGGCCACACUCGAUUGGCUGAGCUCUUAGAGCAGCUGCAGCAGACCCCUCACGCUCAGGGCCCGCCUGCCGACACGUGGAUGGACCGGUGGAGAGGAGAGUCCCAGACCAGCGGGAUGAGCAACAGCCCCACGCCAACCCCUCGCUCAGAGCUGAGGAGAGCCAGGACGGAGAGCCAGCCAGAUAACCAGAACCCCAGCUGGAACCAAACCGGACACAGAGCCCAGCAGGGAACCCAAGGAGAACAGGGAGGCCCGCCCCCAGCCAAGAGACUCAAACCCAGCCCCGACACCCAGCAACAGCUAGCUAACUCAACCCCCCACCCUCUCUCCACCCUCCUCCACUUGUCCCGUAGUCCUAACCCUCCAUGCUCUCUCCUCCCCAACACCCCACUAAAUCAACCCUCCAACCUCAGCUGUCAGAACACACCUCCUGCUAGCUCCAGCCCAGAUCGGCCUCAGCUCUCCGGCGCUCCAUUCUCCCACCUGCAGGCCAGGAUAGGGGGGUCCGGGAGGGGCACCAGGUGGAGUCUGAGACCGACUCUGGGCCAGCGUAGCCUAGCCAGGAGGAUCCUAGGAAAAGAACGACUGGCCGUUCAUCUGCGCCAAAGGGUGCUGUCCGACAGGGGGGAAGAGUCAGAGCUGCUGACCUAUCAGGAGAACACAGAGGACCUGCAGAUGGACAUCACGAUGCUCGCUGACCACAUCAUGGAGGCUUCGACUUGUCGGCUGAAGCAAGAGGACCUGGAGCCUGAAGCCGGCUGCAGGAAGGUGGGGCUCAGUGGUGAUGUCAAGUUACUGUCUGGCUACCUCGGGGAGGUGGAGAGGUUUCUAUACUCCAAGUCCCAGACGCCGAGCCCCAGACCACCUCUCUCAGGGCCUGAGGACCCGCCGAGUCCACCGGCUAAAGAAGCCCGCUCCGCCCCCCCUGACUGGACCUCCUUCCUCUGUGCAGCUAUGAAAGAAGAGAGGGUGAAGAAGGACUCCUGUCUGGCCAUGACUGAGGCCGAGCAGGGGCAGCUGUACGAGACCAUCAGGCAUGCUCUGCACUCCCUCAGAAAACACAAGGGCCCCAUUCAGGAACACCGGAGAGAGAUGGCAGCAGUGAUCCAGCGCUGCUACAAGAGACACAAGCAGGUGAGACAGGUGAGACACACGCAGUAUGCACUUUAUAAGAGGAUGACCCUGGCAGCCAUCCUGAUCCAGAGUCGGUUCCGGAGUUUCCAUGAGCAGAGGAAGUUCCAACAGAGUCGAAGAGCAGCGGUCCUCAUCCAGCAAUACUACCGCUCCUAUCGACACUGCCAUAAGUAUGCAGAGAUGUCUUCUGACUCCUGAGUCUUCCUCCACAGCAUCCUCCUGACAAAGAAACAGAACCAGGCUGCUCGCAAGAUCCUGAGGUUCCUUCUCCGAUGCCGCCACAGCCCCUUGAUGGACCACAGGCCUCUGAAGCGGGGCCAGAGAGCAGAGAAGGGCCAGGGGUCCUGAGAGCCCACCGCCCCCUCAGCCUGUGAGCUAUCAACC
Messenger RNA from Cyclopterus lumpus (lumpfish), 4530 nucleotides. RefSeq names its product calmodulin-binding transcription activator 1-like. The transcript is spliced from 23 exons. Gene Ontology annotation, biological process: regulation of transcription by RNA polymerase II. Gene Ontology annotation, cellular component: nucleus. Gene Ontology annotation, molecular function: protein binding; double-stranded DNA binding; transcription coregulator activity. The record is from RefSeq and is a predicted model, not a curated record. NCBI's taxonomy places the organism in Eukaryota, Metazoa, Chordata, Actinopteri, Perciformes, Cyclopteridae.